AUGGCCAUCAUUACCCCCCGAACCAAGCUUUUGGUCGGAAUCGACUACGGAACGACAUAUUCUGGGAUAUGUUUUGCACUUUCAAAUGCCUCUGAUUUCAAAGAUAUAAAUACCUGGACCAAAUACCCCGGCGCCGCCUCGCAUAGCGCCGAACAUACUAUCAAAACCCCGACAAGAGUUGCCUUCCCAGAGGAAAAUGACGACCUCGAUAGGACAGCAUGGGGCUACGAAGUCGAAGCAGGCAUGAAAUCGUAUUCUUGGACAAAACUGCUUCUGGACGAUACUCUGCCUUCCGAGUUUGAUGCCACAGAUACGUAUUCUACCAUAAAUCCUGAGAUUAUGCGUCUCCCCAACAAUAUGUCGGCAAAGGAUGUUGCUAGGGAGUAUCUUACGGGAAUGAGAAAGAUGUUUGACAAGAAUAUCAAUCAGUUUAUCGGCGCUCAUAAACUGGAUGAUCUUCCAAUGGAAUUCUGGAUAACAGUCCCCGCCUCGUGGAACGAAAAGGCGAAACUUCUUACAAAGAGCGCGGCCAUGGAAGCAGGGUUUGGCAGGAGGGAAAUUGACAGUAUCAAACUCAUCCCAGAGCCAGAAGCGGCAGCACACAUGGCAUUGAAGACCAGCAUCCAUCGGUUCGAAGGCUUUGUCAAGCCCAAGACAGGUGUAUUAGUGUGCGAUUGCGGCGGCGGUACUGUGGACAUUACGACCUAUGAGAUUGAGAGGACGGAACCGACACUCACUCUCCGAGAAAUAGUUGUUGGUGCAGCCGGCAAAUGCGGCGGCACAUAUGUCGAUCGAAACCUUUUGAAACUCCUCUCCGAACGAUUCGGCGAAGCAUUUACAAGCCUCCCACCCGAAGAAAUCGGACCAGGCAGCAACUUCAUGGACUCAUUCGAAAGCAAAAAGAAAGACUUUAAGCUGAAGAAUCUGGCUACUCGGCGAGAUGCCAGAGUUCAGCUGUUCAUGCCGCGAUUGAAGAAGACGCCCGAUCUCGAGCGCUACUACGAGAGAAGAUCACACUCGGUUCUUUUGAGCAAGGCUGAUUUCCAAACUAUUUUCGAUCCAGUGGUUGACAAGAUGAUUAAACUCUUGGAGGACCAGAUUAAUCAGAUUAAGAAGAUGGACGAACGACCUAUUGAGACUAUUAUCCUUGUUGGUGGAUUUGGGUCCUCGCCGUACUUGAACGAGAGAUUGACCGACUGGUGUGAGCCAAGAGGAAUUCGUCUUACAGUCCCUGCGACCGGCGCUUGGUCUGCUGUCGUCUGCGGCGCCGUACUGCGUGGAUUAGAAGGCUCCAUCGUCAGAGAAAAGAAAUGCCGAAAACACUACGGCCACGCGCUCGCCAAAGGCACCCUCAUUGAUUCGAAAACCGAAAUCAACUCAGAGUUUGUCAACAGUUACAGAGGUCCCAUUAUUAAAUCUGGAGAGCAUUUUCUUUACUCGUGCGGUUUAGACGCUGCGCCAGGUACCAUCGAUGAUAAUCGCGUCGAGACGAUCGGGAGAAUUCUGUACACUCUGCAUGACAUGGAUUGGUCCCAAGUCCCCAACGUCAAGCGGCUUAUAGAAGAGAAUGGGGAGACAUGUACUGAGAUUCCUCUGGUUCUCAACAUUCGCCUGGAUGAUGAGGUGGGCCAUUUGGUGUUUCGCAUCCUGUGUAACGGAAGGGAGGCUGGUAAAGCAAGACUGGACUUGGAUUAUUAG
Molecule: messenger RNA, 1698 nt
Organism: Trichoderma harzianum CBS 226.95
Lineage: Eukaryota; Fungi; Ascomycota; Sordariomycetes; Hypocreales; Hypocreaceae
Exons: 7
Coding region: 1-1698 (565 amino acids)
Molecular function (GO): ATP-dependent protein folding chaperone; ATP binding
Source: RefSeq, a predicted model, not a curated record